Sebastes umbrosus (honeycomb rockfish) is the source of this 2721-nucleotide messenger RNA. It is a transcript of the gene rpa1, whose product is annotated as replication protein A1. Lineage: Eukaryota; Metazoa; Chordata; Actinopteri; Perciformes; Sebastidae. The record is from RefSeq and is a predicted model, not a curated record. The transcript is spliced from 17 exons. Bases 221 to 2020 code for a protein of 599 amino acids. Gene Ontology annotation, molecular function: DNA binding. Gene Ontology annotation, cellular component: nucleus. Gene Ontology annotation, biological process: DNA repair; DNA recombination; DNA replication.
UAUGGUGACAGACUGCAAACUGAACCCAGGUCUGUGAACGGAAACGGAAACGGGAGCAGCACGUAACGACGACUGGUUGGCGCGUUAUUCCAAGCUGUUGGCGCCACCGACACAAUUCACCAAAGUCCUGUCAGAGUGGUAGAAGCACACAGAGCUGACUAUCUAUCUAACAUUAGAGUCAAGUUCUUAUUUUGUGUAGCUAAAUCACCUCCUCGCAGACAUGUCGAAGCUCUCAGAGGGUGCUAUUGAGGCUCUAGGUAGUGGCAUCGGUUUCAACGACGCAGUGCUUCAGUGUGUGAACAUUCGCAAGCUCGAUGGAGGAAGCGGUCCUGCUCGCUUUCGGGUGAUGAUGAGCGAUGGACAGCACACUCUGUCCUCCUUCAUGCUCUCAACGCAGCUGAACUACAUGGCCGAGGACAACAUGCUGGUCCCGAACUGCGUCUGCAUUCUGAAGAAGCAUGUGACAAAUAUACUGAAGGAUAAACGGCGGGUGGUGAUCAUUUUGGAAAUUGAAGUCAUCAACCAAGCUGAAGAUGUUGCUGGAAGAAUAGGCAAUCCUACUCCUUACAAUGAGGGUCUGAUAAAAGACCCGCAGUCGGCGCCAAUCCCUGAAAACCGCGCACCGCUACUGCAGCAAAAUAAAAAUGAAGUGAACAGAGGUUUCAAUAAAGACUUUGGGAAAAAGGCCCCGUCUGCUGUGCCCAGUACUCCGGGGGGCGGCUCCAAAGUUGUGCCCAUCGCCAGCCUCAACCCCUACCAGUCCAAGUGGACCAUCCGCGCCCGUAUAACCAACAAGAGCAGCAUCCGUACAUGGAGCAACACCCGCGGCGAUGGCAAACUCUUCUCUAUGGAGAUGGUGGAUGAGAGUGGAGAGAUCCGAGUGACUGGUUUCAACCAAGAGGUGGACAAGUUCUUCAGCCUUGUCGAGGUUGGCAAGGUCUACUACGUCUCCAAGUGCUCCCUGAAGAUCGCCAACAAGCAGUACACAUCGGUGAAGAAUGACUACGAGAUGACUCUCAAUGGAGAGUCCAGCAUCAUCCCCUGCGAAGACUGCGCUGAUGUUCCAGUCUUGCAGUGUGACUUUAUCUCCAUCGGUGACCUGGUGAACAGAGACAAAGAUGCCAUCGUUGAUGUGAUUGGAGUGUGUAAAACUGUGAACGAAGUGACCCGCCUCACCCUUAAGAGCAGCAAAGAAGUGUCCAAGAGGACCGUUGAUCUGAUGGACCAGUCUGGGAAGCUGGUGUCCGUCACACUGUGGGGAGAGGAAGCAGAAAAGUUUGAACCCACUGGACAGCCCAUUCUAGCCAUCAAGGGGGCGAAGGUUUCAGACUUUGGAGGCCGGUCCCUCAAUGCAUCGUUCGCCAGCACCCUGCUGAUCAACCCAGACAUCCCUGAGGCCCAUAAGCUCAGAGGCUGGUUUGACAAGGAGGGUCAUGCCAUGGAUGGACAGUCUCUGACAGAGUCGAAAGGCAGCGGGGGAGGACUCACCAACUGGAAGACUCUGUCUGACGUUAAGACGGAGCACUUGGGACACGGAGACAAGGCAGACUACUACACCUGCAUAGCUACCAUAGUCUACCUGCGCAAGGAGAACUGUCUUUACCAGGCCUGUCCCAGCCAAGACUGUAACAAGAAAGUGGUCGACCAAAACAACGGAAUGUACCGCUGCGAGAAGUGUGACAAAGAGUUCCCCAACUUCAAGUACCGCCUUAUCCUUUCGGCCAACAUUGCAGAUUACGCUGACAACCAGUGGGUGACUUGCUUCCAGGAGAGUGCAGAGGCCAUCCUGGGCCAGAACGCAGCUUACCUGGGACAGCUCAAGGACUCGAACGAAGCCGCCUUUGACGAGGUCUUCCAACAAGCCAACUUCAACACGUUUGUCUUCCGCAGCAGAGUGAAGCUAGAAACAUACAACGAUGAAUCCAGGAUCAAGGCUACAGUGAUGGAAGUGAAGCCCGUUAACCACAGGGACUACAUCCAGAGGUUGAUCAUGAACAUAAGGAAACUGGCUGUUCAGUAGGAACUUCUGAUCUCUGCAAAGUAUUCUUUUGCUCAUUUUGCAAGUUCUCUUUUUCUGUGUAGUCAAAAAACGCUCUAAAUGUACGACAACGUUUUGCUUACGAAGCGCUUUUUGUUUAUUUUACUUCCUGUGAAUGAGUUACCUUUAAAGUACUUAUGACUAUUCACCUGUCCUUUGUGAAAUAAUGACAGGCAACCUGAUUCUGUUUUGUUUGUGAAAAUAACGGACACGACUUUUUUUUUUUUUUUUUUUGUUAUUUGGGGAAGCAGAACAGAGAGUGGGUCAGUAAGCCACAAAAGAAAAUCAUCAGCGUGUCUGUCUUUAAGUCAGCCAGUUGUUCCUGGACUGUGGUCAUGUGUGGGUGGUGGCUGCUUUAAGCCCAGGACGAGUACAGCAGCUAACACGCUUUUCACUUUUCUGACGUGUACUCAAAACAGCUAGGCUGGACCUGCACAUCCCUGAUAAGACCGUUUACUCUCCCACUCUCUUUUUUUUUUUGUGCUCCGUUUCUCACAUACUUGCAAACAUAAGCACAUAUACACAUGCACAGUGCAGACCUAAUGGGGAAAUGUACUGCAGUCUAUUUAAGUAGAUACAAUAUUAUUGUAUCUUAUUAUUUUUUCAAUGCCCUGAACUGUUUUGUGUUCUGUAUUUUCGUUUUCUUUGUGAUAAAUUGUGAUAAUAAAGAUGUUUGUAAUCAA